This is a messenger RNA of Drosophila serrata, 3584 nucleotides long. RefSeq names its product SRY-box transcription factor soxNeuro. Gene Ontology annotation, molecular function: RNA polymerase II cis-regulatory region sequence-specific DNA binding; DNA-binding transcription activator activity, RNA polymerase II-specific. Gene Ontology annotation, cellular component: nucleus. NCBI's taxonomy places the organism in Eukaryota, Metazoa, Arthropoda, Insecta, Diptera, Drosophilidae. Gene Ontology annotation, biological process: neuron differentiation; negative regulation of transcription by RNA polymerase II; positive regulation of transcription by RNA polymerase II. The record is from RefSeq and is a predicted model, not a curated record.
GUUGUCAGCACACGCGCACGCAACGCACAACAGCAAGCAACUAUUCGUACACUCGGUUUCGCUUCGUUUCGUCUCGGCUCGUUCGGCGUGCGCGGUUCGUGCCUCGUCAUCAUCAUCAGCAGCAGGCCAGAAGGGCAGGGGAAGGGAAAUAAGAGAGAGAAAAGGCACGGAAAAGGCAACGUAGAACGCACCUCGAACAGGUUUCGCCGUCGUCCGGAGAAACAGAAAGGUGCUCAAUUCCGCCUAGUGUGGAGGUAUUUUUUCGCUGUUCCCGCAAAUGCGUUGAUUUGCCCAAAAAAAAAAUAUAUAUAGAAAGAAAAAAUAAAAUAUAAUAAAUACACAAGCAAGACAACGACCAUAUUCGCGUCGGGUUUUUAAACAACAAUUCUCAAGUGUUUUCCCAGUGUUUGCUCGCCGUGCAAAUAGAGAAAUUGUGACUGUGGAGCUUAACAAAAAAAAAAAUAAAUAAUAAAAAUCCAAAAGCUAAAAUCCAAAGAGAGCCAAACAAAUUUUGAUAUCAACUAUUGCCACGAUUAAAAUCAAUAACAAAAAACAUACCAAGUGCAACAUGGUUUCCCACAAAAUGUUCAAAAACUAAUUAAAAAACAAAAACCAAGCAAAGCGCCUUAGCGAGCCAGCAAAGUAGCAGCUACUCCUGCGAAAAUAAACCAAAAUCCCAGAGUAAUAAAAUCUUAAUCAUCGAGGAGGAAAUCCACCUUUUACUCGCCAUCUAACAUGCUGACCAUGGAAUCGGACAUGAAGGGCAGCCUGCUGCACGCCACCAUGCCGCCGCAUCAUACCAGUGCGGCGCUCCAUGGACAUGCCGCCUCGCCGUACUCGGCUCUGGCGCCGCUGAUGAAUCUCGGCCAGUCACACCUGACCCAUUCGCAGCUGAGCCAUCACAAUCACCACCAUCACCAUCACAUGAGCGCCCACAUUGCGGCCAGCCAGAGUCCCAAUCCGCUCAGCUCGCUGCAAUCCUCGAUGGCCAAUACCCUGAACGGUAACGGUGGCAGCCAGGUGAGCCAACAGCAGAGCUCACCGUUGCACAGCUCCAGUGAGCUGAGUCCCACGCAGAGCAGCAUUGGUAGCCACCACAUGACCUCGCCCGUUAGCCACCAGCAGCAGCAACAGCAGCAACAUUCCCAGCAACACUCCCAGCAGCAGCAGCAGCAACAUUUGGGCGCUGGAUCCGCCUUGAGCAGCAUGACCGGUGGAGCCUCCAAUAACAACAACAACAGCGCCACGGCCAACAAGAACCAACAGCAUGCGGAUCGAGUAAAGAGACCAAUGAACGCCUUCAUGGUGUGGUCCCGAGGUCAGCGAAGGAAGAUGGCCUCGGAUAAUCCCAAGAUGCACAACUCAGAGAUCUCCAAGCGACUGGGUGCCCAGUGGAAGGAUCUGUCCGAGGCGGAGAAGCGACCCUUCAUCGAUGAGGCCAAGCGACUGAGGGCAGUGCACAUGAAGGAGCAUCCGGAUUACAAGUACCGGCCGCGUCGCAAGACCAAAACGCUGACCAAGACCAAGGAGAAGUAUCCGAUGGGUGGCCUAAUGCCCGGUCAGGCGGGAGUUGGAGUGGGUGGCGGUGGAGCGCCCGGAGAACCCGUUACGCCCACUCGAGUCCAGGGCCAGGGUCAGAAUCAAUCACUGAACGGGAGCGGAGGCAGUGCAGCGGCAGCGGCGGCAGCAGCAGCGGCGGCGGCACAGCAGGCACGCCAGGAUAUGUACCAGAUGAAUGCGCCCAAUGGAUACAUGCCCAACGGUUACAUGAUGCACGCGGAUCCGGCCGGAGCGGCCGCCUAUCAGACCUCCUACAUGGGCCAGCACUAUGCCGCCGCCCAGCGCUACGACAUGGGACACAUGUACAACAACGGGUAUGCGAUGUACGGCACGGUGUCCGGCGGACAGACAUCGCCGUAUGGCAGCAGUCUACAGCAGCCGGGAUCACCGUCACCGUACGGAACGAGUAGCCUGCAACAGCAGCCGGGUAGUCCGGCUCCCUACGGAUCCAGUGGAGGCGGCGGUGGCCAGGUUUCCUGCCAGAGUCACAGCCCCAGCGAUUCGAGCAUCAAGUCGGAGCCCGUGUCGCCCAGUCCCAGUGCCAUAGCGCUGAAUAACAACAAUAAUAACAAUAACAAUCACAUCAUGAAGCGGGAAUACAGCUCUGCGGCUGCAGCAGCGGCAGCAGCAGCAGCAGCGGCAGCAGCCGGCGGCGGUGAGCUGAAUCACCUGAUGAACAUGUACCAUCUGCCGGACGAGCAGCGCCACCUGCUGCACUAUCAGACGGAUUCGCCCGAUCUGCAGCAGCAGCAUCAGGCGAUGCAGCAACAGCAGCAGCAGCAGCAACAUCUCCCGCAGCAACACCAAGCCAUGCAGCAGCAACACCUCCCGCAGCAACACCAAGCGAUGCAGCAGCAACAGCAGCAGCAGCAACAUCACCUGCAGCACCAGCAGUCACUGCGGACGAUGGCACCGCUGGCCCAUAUGUGAGAAAUGGCCAGCGCCUAUGGAGCAGCCUCCACUGUGAGCGUUUCGCCGCCGUUGCCGCCGUACAUGCCGACGGCGUCACAGCAGCAACAGCAACAACAGCAGCAACAGCAACAGCAGCAGCAACAGUUGCUGAACGGACGGCCCAGUCCGACGGCAUCGGGUUCGUCGGGAGGCCGCUCCUCGGCGCAUUCCAGUGGCCACAAUGCCGCGCAUUCACCCGCCUUGGCAGCCGCCUACCAGCUGACCCCAUCCGCCUCUGCAAACGCCGCCGCCGCCGCCGCCGCUGCCUCAUCCUCAUCCUCAUCCUCGUCCGUCUCGGCGGCGGCUGCCUCAUCCGCUGUUGCAGCUGCAGCCGCUGUUGCCGCUGCCGCUGCAGCUGGCUCCUCGUUCGCGGCCUCGGCCAGCAUGCUGGACAUGCAGCAGCAGCAUCUCGAGGAGCAGCAUCUCCACUAUCAGCAACAGCAGCAGCAGCAGCAGCACUACCAGCACCAGCAUCAGCAGCAGCAUCUCCCGCAGCAGCAGCAGCAUCAGCAUCAUCAGCUGUACCAUCACUAUCAUCCUGGCCACGAGGCGGCUGUGGUCGCCAGUGCCGGCCUGUUGGAUAUAUCCACGUUGUAAAUUAUUGAAAAUAUUAACUAAAAGCCCUAGGAUACGCACACACACAACAAAACACACACAGAUACAAUUUUAGCUUUAGUUAUUAAGUAUCAAUUCAAACACACAGACGUAUAAGUAAUGCCUAGAGUUUAACGAUUAGUAAUUUAACAUAAAGCAUACGCACUGUUGUACCGCAAUAGGAAGACAACCGACCACUCACUGCAUUCCAUUCUGUUCAGUUCUGUGUUGAUUCGAUUUUCCUGCCUGCUAGCUACAACAAUUGUGUGAUACAAAUAAAUUGUUGCAACUUACCGAGACAACAAAUGUUUUAAUUUCAAAGAUCAAUUCAUUUUCCCCAUCCACUUGCUGUACAAAAUAAAAAAUACAUUCCCUUUAAACAUUAAAUGUGCGUUCGCAGGAGGGCAACGGAAAUCGUCGAUACAGAGAAACACCCAAAAAGAUUAAUAGGAAAAACAAAAAUUGAUAUAGGAAAAAGC